Effrenium voratum is the source of this 1937-nucleotide messenger RNA. NCBI's taxonomy places the organism in Eukaryota, Dinophyceae, Suessiales, Symbiodiniaceae. The record is from the annotation of a GenBank genome assembly.
UGCAGACUUGAACACACGCUUUUGGUCCAGCCAUGGCAACAUCUUGGAACAAUAUCGGAGCUCCUUUGCUGCCAAGGGCUGAUUGGCAAAAUGCCCCAGGACAGGAAGCGGCGAGCGAACCUCCAUCCGUCGUACCGCAGGAUUCAGACAACAGUUCAGAAGAUGCAGGCAGCGGAGUUCAGGAUGCAGCUGAGCGAGCUCGAAUGAUGGGGUGUCAAUGUGCAUGUGCCAUUGUACUCUGGCUGGCGUGCCUGGGAGCCAUCAUGAUGAUUUUGCGCGAAGCUGCUCAAGGGGUGACCAAAAGCUUCUAUUGCAGCACUGAUGGUCAAAAGGAAGACCUCGCAUCGCCCGCGCCGCUGCAAUGUGCCAUCCCAUUGGCAUCAGCGGCUACACUGUGCAACAUGACAGUGGUUGGCGGUCUAUUGGUUGUGGGACGUUUUGCGUGGCAAGCGGGAAGAAUCAUGCAAGAUGGUCCUGUUCCUUUGAUCCAACUGCAGCAACAUCGUUCGCGAUUACAAUCGGAUCUCAGCAUUUGGCAAAAGUUCAGUGCCAAGGUGCUCAUUGUUGCCGGCUUGACUUAUCUUGUCGCUGGUGCUCCAUGUGCGGGCGUUGCCAAGCUGGCGUUGAUGUUUCUCGCCACCGGCUUCAUCACGCUCUAUGCGACAGCCCUGUUCUUUGAUCACGAUUUUGAUCAGGUGCGGAUGUCCCCACGGCUUCUCAGAUUCCUGCUUGUCUACGUGCUGGUUGGUCUUACCUUCACGGCCUUGGCUUCGGGAGCCACUGAACGAGUGAUUCAACGUGCGUCAUCAGAUGGCCCGGGAAGCCAUGGUGAAGAGGUUGGUGGCCUCGGGGCAAGCAUCAUUGGUCCCGAGGACUCGAGCCACUUCGCGGAUGUUUGUACGUCCUUAGGACGGCAAGAAGUGGCACCGGCAACGUGCACUGUUCCUUUCGACUUUGUUUCCGGAGUUUCGCUAUGGUGGGCGGCUUCACCGGUGUUUGCAGUGCUGCUGCCUGCAAGGACAACCGAUGAGCCCACUGGAGGUUCGUGCCGUCAGUUUCUUCAAAGAUGGCGCAAGCACAUUGAUUUCAUCAUUCUGUUUGUCACCGCUGCUUUGCUGUUCCUUCUUCGGAAGGGUUGCGCAUCGGUGGCGCCGAUUGCCUUUGGCAACGCAGAGCUUGGAGCCUGGGGCGUCAGUUUGCUAGCCUUACUUCGCCGAGUAUCUCCACUCACAUGCGAUGGGUGGCGUGGUCCGUUGUCUCAUUUGCUUCAUCCGCCGGGGCGCAUCUUCAGCCCAUCGCAGUGCCCGGUAUGCUUGCAGGAGCUUCUGCUAAGGGAAGACUUGUGUCGAACUCCGUGCGGCCAUGACUUUCACCGAGAUUGUUUGGAGGAAUGGGUACUUUCCCGAAGAUACACUUCACCAGGAUGUCCAAUUUGCCGAGAGUCUCUUUUGCUGCCAGAGAGCUCUGAUCCAUCGCGCCUUCUGCUUGCGGACUGCCUCAUGUAGGAAAGUGGCUAGACAGGGACAUGGUGCGUACUCUGCAAGCAGCGCGCAGAGGAACUUGCUGGGCCUUUGGUUCGCGCAUUUGAGGCACUCUAGAAGCACAGGCUGGAAAGAGGUGCUUUUAUUGCUAGAUGUAUGUAAAGAUAGAGUUGCCAUUCUGCAAAGUUGCCCAGUCAGUUUGCAUUCGACAACUGAUGUCAAAGGCCGGCAAUGCGUUGCGCAGUUUCUCAAGGGUUUUUGUGGCGGACUUGAGUUGUUCCAGCGCGUUUCGCAAGUCGCGCGUCGCGCUUUAAGUUUGCUGCAAUGCUCAGCAAAUACAUCUUGCAAGUACUCUUGUUGCACUGCAACUGUGAAGUGCGGAAACAGCUGGGAAGGCGAUCUUCCAAGCACAACUGUUUAAGUGUUAAGAACACGUGCCGCAUGGUGACUCGGCAA